This is a messenger RNA of Helobdella robusta, 1515 nucleotides long. RefSeq lists its product as hypothetical. The record is from RefSeq and is a predicted model, not a curated record. Gene Ontology annotation, biological process: cilium organization. Bases 1 to 1515 code for a protein of 504 amino acids. Gene Ontology annotation, cellular component: cilium. The transcript has 3 exons. Lineage: Eukaryota; Metazoa; Annelida; Clitellata; Rhynchobdellida; Glossiphoniidae.
AUGUUUGAUUACGAGAACAACUACUACAACGACGACGAAACUAACUCUUAUAUUUCAAAUUCAACAACGACCACAGCAAACGAUGGUUACGACAGCGGUUACGGUAAGACGUGGAUUGUUCCCGAUCUUUCGAAUAUGACCGAAGAUGAAUUUCAAUACAGAUUAAAAUCCCUGAGACGAGAGCACCAAAAAGUUCUGGCUCUAUGUGACGAGGCGACGCUGAGGAAAAGUAAAAAUGGGCCCAUCCGAAAAGGUGUUCUAGAACCAUCAAUUGUUUCGAGUCAGUCGUCAUCGACAGACGAUGAUGAGGAGUGUUAUUACAACAGCGAUAGCAUUACGAAAAAUUAUGAAAAUAGUGGCUUGAAAUCGUACAAUAGCGACGAAUUACUGAACUAUAAGUUGAAUCGGUUCUUCACGAAUAACAACAACGAGGAUCAAGAAAUUUUCACAGAUCCUCGUCCAUCAGUCAGACGGAGAAGAUCGCUGACGGAUUUAGAUCAGAAGAGAAUUCGUUGGAAGACACCCUACAUCACAGUUUGCAAACCUUUCAAUAUGACGAUCCGAGAGGAGCAGAAGAAAAUUAUGAAACCUGUUUCAGAUAAAAUCGAACAAAUUAAAAAUGACAAAAAGUUGAAACAGCUAAUGGAAGAAAAAGAGCUGAGAAAACGCUUUCGAUCUCUGCCGAUCCCAGCUAACACUUACGAACUGCUACUGGAAGAAAUGGAAAGGAAAAAACAAUCCAAGAAACGACGCAACGAACUAAAAAGAAGAGAAAUUCUAUUAGACAGAGGAGCGGAAUUUUCAUUUCUUGAAAGAGAGAAGCGAAAGCAGGUGGUAAGAUCGGCAAACAGAAUCUUAGACAACAAAGAAUUUCUAGAAAAUAGGGAAUUAGUUAAUACUUUCAAAGCGAAACCGUUUCCUAAAAACAUCUACAGCCAAGAGUCGGAUGAAAAAUUAAGAAGAGAAAAUUUAUUGAAACAGAUUGAAUCACUAGAGAGGGCAGAAAAAAUGUUGAGAUCAUCUCAGCUGCCGAGAAAUAUGAAAUAUCAUUCGCCGAAACAUAGAUGUCACUCUGCUAAUUUAAAUUCAAGUCAUUCUCACCAUCAAAAAAGGCCGAACUAUAAAUCAAGAGCGUUACUUAGGAGUGAUGUAGACAGGCGCGUAUUUGCAUUAUCACCCGAUGAGUAUGCCAACAAAAACAACUACAACAAUCGUACUAGAAGUCCGGAUAGCCGGGACGAUGACAAUGACGUCAUUGGGGGAAGAAAUGGCGAUGUGCUAAUAUCGAGAUUUCGGCAAAAUGAUUCUGGCGUCUAUCUCAGUCACAGUGAUCUUCUUAUUUGCAAAGGUUUGAGUGGUGGUAGUACUAGGCCAAAGACAUCGCCUUGUUUGAGAUCAUCAUCUAUGAGAAUAUUAGAUGAUGCUAGUGAUAAUAACAUGAGAAGUUAUGACACCAAACUGGAUGAGAAAAUUAGAAGAGAGGUUGAGAUGGAUUUGGCUAGAAUUAAACUAUAA